Monopterus albus (swamp eel) is the source of this 1123-nucleotide messenger RNA. Its product is annotated as zinc finger protein with KRAB and SCAN domains 1-like. The transcript is spliced from 4 exons. Bases 86 to 1123 code for a protein of 345 amino acids. Gene Ontology annotation, biological process: regulation of transcription by RNA polymerase II. Gene Ontology annotation, molecular function: RNA polymerase II cis-regulatory region sequence-specific DNA binding; DNA-binding transcription factor activity, RNA polymerase II-specific. The record is from RefSeq and is a predicted model, not a curated record. Lineage: Eukaryota; Metazoa; Chordata; Actinopteri; Synbranchiformes; Synbranchidae.
ACAGCAGUAGCAGCGAUGAAUGGGGUUAGUUGAAGACGGUUGUCUUUUUAUCGCAGAUGUAUAUUUAAUUUGUAACAAAUGAACAAUGUCUUCAGUUCAGCGUCUGAGAGAGUUCGUCACCGAGCGACUAACUGCUGCUGCUGAAGAAAUAUUUGGCGGCUUUGAAAAAAUUAUCGUCCAGUACGAGGAAGAGAUCGGUCGUCAGCGCAGACUGCUGGAUAUCGUUUGGAAACCAGAAGUAAAGCUAAUAGAACUACCACAGCAACAUGUCUGUAAGGAGGAGGUGGUUCUGGCUGACCAGCAGCUCUGGAACCAGGAGAGGAACUCCAGUCUGGACCAAGAGGACCCAGAGCCUCCACAGAUUAAAGAGCAACAGGAGGAACUCUGCAGCAGUCAGGAGGGAGAGCAGCUUGGACUGAAGCAGGAGACCAAUCCCUUUAUGUUGACUCCUACUUAUGAGGAAAAUGACCACAGUGAAGCAGAACCAACCAGUGACCAGCAGCUCCUCUCUCACAGCUCUGCUGUAGCUGAGAGCCAGGAUCAGGAAGGAAGCCAACCUGGAGACUCAGGAUCAGCUAGUAAUGCAGAGCCAAAGCCAAAGAGGAAACGCCACAAAGACACAAGUCACAGUAGCAGUGUAGACACCUCUCCCCUGUCAGAGACUCACUCUGAUCCUCCCACAGAUAGAAAGUCUUUAAAGUGUGACACCUGUGGGAAAAUGUUUAGGUAUAAGUCCCAUUUUAAUAGACAUCUUAGAAACCACAAAAUGGAGAAUCGGUAUUGCUGUGAAAUGUGUAAGAAAAAUUUCAGAUAUAACAGUGUGUUUUUGAUCCACAUGAGGACUCACACAGGUGAGAGGGCAUUUGUUUGCAAGACCUGUGGGAAAGGAUUCAAGAAGUCAUCAGCUUUGAAGGUUCAUUUAACAACCCACAUACUUCAGUAUCUGAGAGAGUUCGUCACCGAGCGACUAACUGUUGCUGCUGAAGAAAUAUUCGGAGUCUUUGAGAAAACUGUCAUUGAGUACGAGGAGGAGAUCGAUCGUCAGCGCAGACUGCUGGAUAUCGUUUGGAAACCAGAAAUGAAGAAAGGUGUCUCUGGUAGCCCCAUAAAUUCCUCCUGUUAA